GCUCCUGACACAAAUGAUGAGGAACUUGGGUCUUUUUUGCAUUUCAAAGCCCUGCCUGCAGGUGACCGGGUUACUGGUGAAGAGGUUGCAGUGGUGGCUUUAAAGGCAUUUGCUCCCACUUCAGCUGGGAUUUCUCCACAAAAAUCUUCUGAGAAAACUCUUGAAGAGGAGGUGAAAGGAGAAAUGGCCAAUUCUCAGGGAUUGCUGACAUUCAGGGAUGUGGCCAUAGAAUUUUCUCAGGAAGAGUUGCGGUGCCUGAACCACAGUCAGUGGGAACUGUACAGGGAUGUGAUGUUAGAGAACUACGGACACCUCCUUUUCUUGGGUCUUGUUGUGUCAAAGCCAGACCUGGUCAUCUUUUUGGAACACAAGAAGGAUGUCCGGACCGUGGAGAGAAAGGAGACAUGUGUCAGGGUAGUGGUGGGCAUCUUGGGGUUAGGUGCAGAAAUCCCAAGAACGCUACUGGGAGACAUCACAAGUUAUCGGGUUGAUCCUUUCCAGGAUUAA
Molecule: messenger RNA, 507 nt
Organism: Panthera uncia (snow leopard)
Lineage: Eukaryota; Metazoa; Chordata; Mammalia; Carnivora; Felidae
Product: zinc finger protein 736-like
Exons: 4
Biological process (GO): regulation of DNA-templated transcription
Source: RefSeq, a predicted model, not a curated record